AUGGGCUUUCCUCCUCCCAGUGGAGUACACGUGACUGACGAUGCAUUAAAGUUGUUAAACCCACCAGAAGAACCUCCUUUAGACAAACAUCGCAUUAGUAGAGAGGGUGGUGCUCUGUUAGUUCACAGGGAGUUAAGUAGUUUGGCUCAGAAGAGUACGUUGCAAAUGAAUAAGAGCAUUAAGCGUACAGCGGCUAAUCGCCUUCUAAUGCGUGUAAGAUCUAUGCUUAAGCGAUUUCCACCAAUGGAAUGUUCUCAGACCGACUACGAAGAUAUCAUAACUAGCCAGCAUUCAGUAGCCCGACGUGCGGUAUUGUCGUCUUUCGCUCCUCCUUCACUGAAACCUCGCGCUACGCCCGUCUUGGCCGUCGCAAGAUGCCGAAACGCCGGUGACACUAGACUUUCAAUUCGACAUGUCGAAACAAACUUGAAAGCCAAACCAAACCAUCCUCGGGUGCUUCUAUCCAAAGUAUUACGCUGUCUCGAAGGCAGGAACGAAAGUGAUGCCCUAAAUUAUUUACAGGAAGCUUUGAAAGUCCAUUCCAGAAACAGAUAUUUGUUGUGGACGUUUGGUGGCAUUCAGUUCGAUAAGGGUCUGGAGGCCGCUGAGAAAGCGGCAGCCGCUUUUAGGAUAGCCGUUAAAGGUGAUACGUCCGAUGGCACCAUAGGGGCAAUUGGCUGGGCGGCGCUACACGCCAUGCAUCACUUUAACGGCAACGACUAUGCGGCCUUCGUUGCUGCUAAAAAGAUGAGGAAAUCCUUUGAGCUGCCUAUAGAGUGGAGGAAGUGCUUGAAGCGGUGGAUAGACUCCAGUGGAGAGGAGGAGACAUUUUGGAUUCCCGCCGCCAUUGAUGCAAGGAACCCUUUAUUAAUCUCCGCUGCCUUCUUCCUGUGUCUACGAUGUUUCAAACUUACGGACACAUGCCUUCGGUGUGUUGAAGACGGUUGUUAUACGCGUGGAGCCCGUACAAAUAUAGCGUAUGAGCCGCAAGCUGAAAUUCACUAUCUGCGAGUGGCUUCGUUUAUGGUGCGUGGAAAUUUGGAUUGGGCAUUGGAAGUAGCCGAGCAGGGGAUAAAGCGGUUCGGGCCUUGCGCGUUAUUGACCCAGAUACGCGCCACCUGCUUAGCGUUCGCUAGGGGCUGGGACGGUGACUGUGAAACCGCUUUAUUAGACGCCGAUAAUGCUGGUGCGGAGCCCUGUGCGGCGUUGCUUCUGCGUGCAGCUCUUGGCGGUAUGAAAACCGAUCUAAACGCUUCUCUGCAAAGAGCCUCACGCGCGCACAAAAUAGCCCCAUCUGGUCACACCGCACUGACAAUAGGCAGAAUUUAUUGCAAAAUGGGCGAGCAGCAACUUGCGGAGCGAUGGGCUGCAGCUGCUGUCAAUUCUGAACCAUUACUCGCUGACGGCUGGGCGUUUUUAGCAGUACUGGCAAUGUGCAAAAGGGAUGUUAAUAAAGCCAAGGCACUGCAUCGCACUGCGAAACAAGCGGGGCCAUUGAACAAAGAGAUCGUUUCAGAACUAGAUCGAUUAAUGAAGGUCCUGAAUGUAGAAGACUUGCCAGACGUUAUGGCCAAAGAUUUAUGCCUGUGCGACUAUUAU
Molecule: messenger RNA, 1599 nt
Organism: Iphiclides podalirius (scarce swallowtail)
Lineage: Eukaryota; Metazoa; Arthropoda; Insecta; Lepidoptera; Papilionidae
Source: the annotation of a GenBank genome assembly